Molecule: messenger RNA, 1543 nt
Organism: Punica granatum (pomegranate)
Lineage: Eukaryota; Viridiplantae; Streptophyta; Magnoliopsida; Myrtales; Lythraceae
Source: RefSeq, a predicted model, not a curated record
AUCAGCCAUCCCUUCGCCCGCGAGCAGCAGCAGCAGCAAGCGGAAGCUGAUGCUAUCAUCAGAGAGCGCAAAACAGAGAUAGUUCCUUUCCCCUCUCUCUCUCUCUCGAUCGCUGUCACUUGUCAAAUUCUAUUCGAAAUAUCGAUCCUUUUGGAUUAUCUGUCUAUGGUGAUAUCUGCAUAGAUGGCGUCGGCCCUCUUCACCAAGGCCUCUCUGGGUCUUCGCUUCCUCCAUUCCUCACUCCCCCGCUCCCACCACCAGUCCCCUCGAAUCUUCUCUUCCCUUCUCGCUAAGAGGUCAUUUUACUUCCAAGCUGGGACAAGGAUUUCCUCCAUCAGACCAACUUCAAGUGGGCGGGCUUCUUAUGUAAUGGCUUCUUCGGGGAUUGGAACUUCUGUCAAUUACUCAACACAGUCAGUGUCCCCCAGUGAACCUGUUGUGUCGGUUGAUUGGCUUCACGCAAACCUCAGAGAACCUGACUUGAAGGUGUUGGAUGCAUCAUGGUAUAUGCCAGAUGAGCAAAGGAAUCCCCUUCAGGAGUACCAGGUGGCUCACAUUCCCGGCGCACUCUUCUUUGAUGUAGAUGGAAUAGCAGACCGAACAACGAAUUUACCUCACAUGUUGCCAUCGGAGGAAGCUUUUGCUGCAGCUGUCUCUUCUCUCGGCAUUGAGAACAGAGAAGGACUUGUUGUUUACGAUGGGAAGGGAAUAUUCAGUGCAGCUCGUGUCUGGUGGAUGUUCCGAGUGUUUGGGCAUGAGAGAGUCUGGGUUUUAGAUGGAGGUCUCCCGAGAUGGCGAGCUUCGGGUUAUGAUGUUGAGUCAAGUGCAUCCGGUGAUGCUAUUCUGAAAGCCAGUGCUGCCAGUGAGGCGAUUGAGAAAGUUUAUCAGGGGCAACCGGUGGGCCCAAUCACAUUCGAGACUAAGUUUCAGCCACAUCUUGUCUGGACACUCGAGCAGGUUAGAAGCAACAUUGAGAAUAAGACUCACCAGCACAUAGACGCCAGAUCUAAACCCAGAUUUGAUGGUGCUGCUCCGGAGCCUCGGAAGGGCAUAAGAAGUGGUCACGUUCCUGGAAGCAAGUGUAUUCCUUUCGCACAGAUGUUGGAUGGUUCGCAGACACUGCUACCAGCUGAUGAGCUUAAAAAACGGUUCGAUCAAGAAGGCAUCUCUCUGGAAACGCCCGUUGUUACUUCGUGUGGUACUGGUGUGACCGCUUGCAUCCUUGCUCUGGGCCUGCAUCGUCUUGGGAAGAAUGAUGUUGCAGUGUAUGAUGGUUCUUGGACUGAAUGGGGAGCUAAACCCGAUACACCUGUCGAUACUGCUACUUAAUGUGAAGUGGAGGAAUCCUAAAAGGAUCCUGGGAGGAACUUCUCGUUCAGCAUUAGGGAGCACUCUGCACGUUUCAGAUUGUGAAAAGAUUUGACAUCGAGAAUCACUGCCAUCUUGUGUUUAUAUGGUGAUUUUGUCAUCGGAACGGUUCAAAAUAAAUAGUUCACUCAUGUGAGAAGAAGCAAAAGAUUGAACUCUUUGAUUUUUUGUAUCA